UGGGGAGCAGUCACACUGAGUCUGCAGGUCUGCCUUCGAGAGCAGACCUGAAAAAUCACCUGUAGGCAAUGGUUCCUGAAAUAUCUCCUUUGUAAAGUGAAAGCAAGUAUCAACCCUUAAAGACUGCAGCUGUGCCACAGUGGGCUGUGAUUUAAUCAGCACAUCUGUUUGAACUGAGAGAUUGCAGAGAAAAACCUGUGAAAUGGAUCUACUAACUGCAAUAAUUUUCCUGGCUGCUUUGCUGCACCAAUCUGAUGGGCAGGAUGUAAAGUAUAAACAAGUGGACGUUUCCGCCAUUACUCAUUUUUCAUUUCAAAACCAAAAAGAGAUCCUUGAGCAACACAAUGAAAUACGGAGAUCUGUAAUUCCCACAGCCAGGAACAUGCUGAAGAUGGUGUGGAGUGAGAAUGCUGCCAGAAAUGCUCAGAAAUGGGCAAAUAGGUGUGAGAUGAAAAUCAGCCCAAAAGAUCAGAGAAUCAUUAAUGGUGUCACCUGUGGUGAGAAUGUAUUACUAUCAUCUUACCCAAGAACAUGGUCUGAAGUAAUUCAAGUCUGGAACAGUCAGUCCUCCAAUUUCAAGUAUGGAUAUGGAGCAGUCACAAAAAAUGUCAAUAUCGAGAGCUAUACCCAGCUAAUCUGGUAUAACAGUUACCAGGUUGGAUGUGCAGUUGCCUACUGUCCUAUGAACCCCUUCAACUACUUUUAUGUUUGCCAAUACUGUCCUCCAGGAAAUAAUGCAAUGCAAAUAGCUACACCUUACAGAAGUGGACCAAAAUGUGCAGAAUGUCCUGGCCACUGUGACAGAGGACUUUGCACCAACCCUUGCAAGUAUCAAGACUUCUUUGGAAACUGCAGAAAUCUGAAGAUGUUGUUUAGUUGUAACCAUUCACUGGUGAAGGCGAAGUGUCCUGCCACCUGUGGCUGCACCACUCAAAUCAUAUAAUAUCCUGGUGGAUGUCAUUAUAGCUGCUGUGAGACUUAUUAGGAAAGAGCUCACUGUGAAGUGUAUUCACUCUCAGUGUAUCAGCUCAUAUUGACCUAUAGGUGACAUUUUUUUCUGGUAUCUCACCAUUACUUCAGUCCUAAACAAGUAUAGUAGCUCAAAAUAAUCUCUGAUGUUAUUUUAGGCUUUGUAGAAAUCACACUUAAGCUACUGAUGUGU
Molecule: messenger RNA, 1162 nt
Organism: Neopsephotus bourkii (Bourke's parrot)
Lineage: Eukaryota; Metazoa; Chordata; Aves; Psittaciformes; Psittacidae
Product: cysteine-rich venom protein TEL1-like
Exons: 8
Coding region: 203-943 (246 amino acids)
Cellular component (GO): extracellular region
Source: RefSeq, a predicted model, not a curated record